Megalops cyprinoides (Indo-Pacific tarpon) is the source of this 2842-nucleotide messenger RNA. RefSeq names its product E3 ubiquitin-protein ligase MARCHF4-like. The record is from RefSeq and is a predicted model, not a curated record. The transcript has 4 exons. Lineage: Eukaryota; Metazoa; Chordata; Actinopteri; Elopiformes; Megalopidae. Gene Ontology annotation, biological process: protein ubiquitination. The coding region runs from base 1437 to 2723 and encodes 428 amino acids. Gene Ontology annotation, molecular function: ubiquitin-protein transferase activity; zinc ion binding.
AUUUCGAAUCAGAACUGGGACAGUGCAUAACCGUUAUAUUAUGAUGAAUAUGUACAUUGAGCCGAGACGCUCCACGGCAUGCUCGCCCCCUUUUGCAUCACUCGCGGGCUGUGACGCGCCCGCGCUUGGGAGCUGUCCCAGGAAUCAUGGUGCUGAAACUCAACUGCAGCACCAGCGACCAGCCGCUGAGCCCACGAACACACGAACCGACCGAAAGACCUGCUGCAAUACAACAUCAUUCCACUUAUGGAUACACCAGUUUCAUCUCGUCCCUAAAACGUGAAUUUUGUGGUCGUAAAGAGGAUGUUAUGUUUAAAAUUAUCGUACGUCCUGGAAGACCACAGGAACUCCGCAUCAACUGCAACAGACUGGAUUUUGAUUUGGUAGUUUUGCAUUGUUCCUGAAAGACGAACAUUAUUGAUAAUAAGACGAUAAAGUAAGAUGUAAAAACGAGGAAAACACCGUCGCUGGGAUCACUGGGUACGAGCGCGGCUGUCGCUGGUAGAGGAGCGCAAAGCAAAUUGACAUUAAGCACAGAAACUGCGCCCGGGCUCGGCGAUAAUAUCGCCGUUUCAAACGAAAAGCACAGCGGGACCUGAAGAACGACAGGGUCGCAGGCUACGCCGCUUUCACACGGGCUCCGGUGGAUUCAUUGCAAUCGUUCGGACUGUACGAAAUCGUUACGAAUCGUUACGAAAUCGUCAAAAUCUUGCAUUUGGAGUAAUGGAUUCAUGGACACACUCGUGCAUUCGCGAUUAUGGAGUAAUGAGCACAUACAUUCCAGCGUCGGCGGGAGGCAGGAAAUAUCUUCGUGAACACUGAUUUUCGGAGUUGUGUUCUCGUUAAGAUUUAUUUUUCUAUUCGUUUUAUUUUAGUCUGUUAUUUAAUUCACGUUAUUGCUGUUCAUCACUAAAACAAUUAGAUAUUCUGUUUUGAAGUUCAUCACCUGAAACCGCUACCUGGGAUAAAUGCUUGGAAUCAGCUAUUGACUUUACGUUACUACAGUCCCAACCACUGAUGCGUUGCCAUAGUAUUUGUUAUUUGUGAUGUUGAACAGCAUCCUCAGCUGGGCAGCUAUACGGUGUGUGGCGCGGGAAAAUGGUGAUAGGCAUAUGUGUAACACAGAUACAAAAAUGCCAGAGAGGUACGUUUGUACUGUUACUGUGAACGUACAGCGUUUCAUAUUUAACAGUUUCUUCCCUCCGAUACAGAACGUAUACAUAAAUUAAAACCAAAGGCAGCUGUGAAAGAACUGCAAACAAAAAACAUCUGGGAUUAAAAAAACUCGCAUGAAAUUACUGAAUAAGUAACUCAGAUGAGUUCCGUUUCUCUUACAAGAAAACGAACAACAAAACAGCACGUUUAGCGUGUUAAGCACGUGUUAUCAAAUCAGAUUACUCAAACAGGUAUACUUACAUUAAAAACCAAAAGGUCACAUGUUGUUGGCAGUCGGUGUCAUUGUAUGGUGCUGGGGAUUGUUGAGUCGCAGACAGAUGCUGCGCAACCAGGGCCUUCUGAAAGGCGGCUGUGGCAUCCUGUUCAGUGACCUGAAGGUUUUCUUGCUCAGGCCGCCAGCGCCAUCAGCACCGCCACCUGCACUCAUCCCCAUGAACGGACUACACUCGGAGAGUCAUGCCAACGGAGUCACGGGAGCCGGCAACGCUGCCGACAACAGCAACACUGUGAUAGGUGGCCCCCAGCCAGAGUGUUCCACUGUGGCGCCGCUAGGGGGCGCUGUCUGGCCGGAGGAGGACAGAGCAGCAGUGGAAUGGUCAGCCCCAGUGGCAGAGCAAUCGGGGACCCUGGAAUGCAGCAGCUCGUCGGAUGACUGUUCCAAAGAGAAGUCCGAGGAGCUCCUGUCCCUCACGAGCUGCACAGACAGCGGUUUGAGGACUCCCUUAUGCAGAAUCUGUUUCCAGGGGCCGGAGCAGGGGGAGCUGUUGAGCCCAUGUCGCUGCAGUGGGUCAGUGCGCUGCACACACCAGGCCUGCCUCAUUAAGUGGAUCAGUGAGAGAGGCUCCUGGACCUGUGAGCUCUGCAGCUACAAGUACCAGGUGAUCCCCAUCAGCACCAAGAACCCGCUGCAGUGGCAGGCCAUCUCGCUGACGGUGAUUGAGAAAGUGCAGAUCACAGCGGCCAUCCUGGGCUCCCUCUUCCUCAUCGCCAGCAUCUCCUGGCUCAUCUGGUCCUCCUUCAGCCCCUCGGCUCGCUGGCAGCGUCAGGACCUGCUCUUCCAGAUCUGCUAUGGCAUGUAUGGCUUCAUGGACGUGGUGUGCAUUGCUCUGAUCCUCCAUGAGGGCCCCUCUGUGUUCCGAAUUUUUCACCGCUGGCAAGCUGUCAACCAGCAGUGGAAGGUGCUAAACUACGACAAGAUGAAGGACAGUGAGGACCUGAAGCCUGGCUCCUUCCCCAGGACACUUUCCCCUCCCUCCCAGAGGGGCAGCAGCCAGGCCGGGGGGCCAGCCUCCGCCUCCACCUCCUCCCUCAUGGCGGCCGCGGCUGCCAGCGCACCCGUCACCACAGCAACGCUCACAGUGACUGCUACCAUGACGAUGGGCCUGACAACCCAGGACUCUUCUGACCAGAGCAAUGGCACCUCCCUGCCUGACCACCACUGUGCUUACAACCUCCUCCACCUCCUCAGCCACCUGAGGCAGCAGGAUCCACGCGGCCAGCCCAGCAGCAGCAACCGAGAGCUGGUCAUGAGAGUAACUACAGUCUGAGGCUUCUGAGGCCUUAUUACCCUAGCACUAUGGGAAAGGCUAAAUAUAAGCAAGAUGGACACACAACAAGAAACCUCCUUUCAUCAUGUUUUCAAUUGGGACAGAAAUCUGGGUAAACA